Messenger RNA from Carlito syrichta (Philippine tarsier), 1539 nucleotides. RefSeq names its product coenzyme Q5, methyltransferase (gene COQ5). Lineage: Eukaryota; Metazoa; Chordata; Mammalia; Primates; Tarsiidae. The transcript is spliced from 7 exons. Gene Ontology annotation, biological process: ubiquinone biosynthetic process. The record is from RefSeq and is a predicted model, not a curated record. Gene Ontology annotation, molecular function: methyltransferase activity. The coding region runs from base 36 to 1019 and encodes 327 amino acids.
ACGAAUGCUCCGGCUCUAGACACCCGGCUGUUAAGAUGGCGGCCGCCAGGAGCUGCGCUCUCUGGAGCUGCUGCGGCCGUGGGUGGUCGCAGGUAACGCCGGGCCGCCAGCUCCCCGGACUUCGUAGCUCCUGGCCCGGGGACCCGCUGGGUGUGCGGCUUUUGUCCCAAGAGAAGAAAGCAACGGAAACGCACUUCGGGUUUGAGUCUGUGUCGGAGGAGGAGAAGGGAGGCAAAGUCUACCAGGUGUUUGAAAGUGUGGCCAAGAAGUAUGAUGUGAUGAAUGAUGUGAUGAGUCUUGGUAUCCAUCGUGUUUGGAAGGAUUUGCUGCUCUCAAAGAUGCGCCCCAUUCCAGGCACCAAGCUGCUAGAUGUUGCUGGAGGCACAGGUGACAUUGCAUUCCGGUUCCUUAAUUAUGUUCAGGCUCAGCAACAGAGAAAGAAGAAGAGGCAGUUAAGGGCCCAACAAAAUUUAUCCUGGGAAGAAAUUGCCAAAAAGUACCAGAAUGAAGAGGAUUCCUUGGGCGGUUCCCAUGUCAUGGUCUGUGACAUCAACAAGGAGAUGCUGAAGGUUGGAAAGAAGAAAGCCAUUGCACAAGGACACAAAGCUGGACUUGCAUGGGUACUGGGAGAUGCUGAAGAACUGCCCUUUGAUGAUGACAAGUUUGAUAUUUACACCAUUGCCUUUGGGAUCCGGAAUGUCACACACAUUGACCGGGCACUCCAGGAAGCCCAUCGGGUCCUGAAACCAGGAGGACGGUUUCUCUGUCUGGAGUUUAGCCAAGUGAACAAUCCCUUCAUAUCCAGGCUGUAUGAUCUAUAUAGCUUCCAGGUAAUUCCUGUCCUGGGAGAGGUCAUUGCAGGAGAUUGGAAAUCCUAUCAAUACCUCGUAGAGAGUAUCCGAAGGUUCCCAUCUCAGGAAGAGUUCAAGGAGAUGAUAGAAGAUGCAGGUUUUCACAAGGUGACGUACGAAAGUCUGUCAUCAGGCAUCGUGGCCAUUCAUUCUGGCUUCAAACUUUAACUCUUUUCCUGCCAUGGAGUGUGAAUCUUUCAUAUCCUGUUAAAAGCCUGGAACUGAAGGAUAAUCUGGCAAAUGAGACAGCAGCAGAGUGUCUCCUAAGGAUAUGUGCCUUGGCUCAUGUUGUGAAUCAGCCAGUCUCAAAGUAGAAGAAACAAAUUUCUGUCACUUUUUUACAGCUUUCAUUGGAGCUGCUUCAGGCCUCCCAGCAGUGUAUGGUCUGUAUUUUUGCUCAGCUCCCGCUAAUUUUAAUUUCUCUUGGCUGUGGAGCAUGUGGUUAAGGUAAAACCAACACUGACAUGCAGUUUUGAAGUGUAUUUGUAGCUUCUCUGCUGGUGCUGCCUUUCUGAAGGAUAAUGGAUCAUUUGAGCCCAAUGAUGAUUUGAACCAGAAAACUUCCUAACUGUACCUGAAUCAAACUUUCAGCCUUGGACGGAGUCUGGGGCCAAAACCCAAGGUCCAAGUCAGAGGGCUAACGAUCACUACUAGAAUUGUGUAAUCAGUAAAUGUGUUUACAAUUUGA